Fonsecaea monophora is the source of this 420-nucleotide messenger RNA. RefSeq lists its product as hypothetical. The transcript is spliced from 2 exons. The coding region runs from base 1 to 420 and encodes 139 amino acids. Lineage: Eukaryota; Fungi; Ascomycota; Eurotiomycetes; Chaetothyriales; Herpotrichiellaceae. The record is from RefSeq and is a predicted model, not a curated record.
AUGAAUACUCUUGCUAACCGCGCCACGACUCACAGGAUCGGCUGGGGAGUGCUCUGCGUCGCCGGCGGAGGCGCCUACUACUUUGCAAAGAAAUCCAUCAAUGCUGACCGAGCUGCCCGAUUCGAGGCAGAACAGCAGAAAAAGGCUCGUUUUCAACGCCUAGAAGAUUCGCACAUUGCUUUCAACAAACAACCUCCUACCUCAAAGACCAAGACCAAACCAAAAGAGCAGGCUGGCCUUUCGAAUGGGUCUCAAAACACCAAAGGACUGGAUCAUGCAGGUAGUCCGAGCAGCGAAAUAAGUGAAGAUGCGGCACCUGUGGGACACGCGCCGGUCGAUGGAGAGCAAAGAGUACGAGAGAAGAGCAAAUACGAAGCUGCGGAGCCGUACCGAAGCAAGAAAGGAGAUAGAUUGAGUUAA